Messenger RNA from Acanthoscelides obtectus, 864 nucleotides. The record is from the annotation of a GenBank genome assembly. Lineage: Eukaryota; Metazoa; Arthropoda; Insecta; Coleoptera; Chrysomelidae.
UGGAUUAUCUGGCGAAGGAGAUUUUAAUCCACAGAAUCAUCUGUGUUUCGACUUUUGGGGCUUCCACUUGUCAAUUGUCAAGGAUGACAAAUUUGUUUCUUAAAUUUUUGUGCCCUGUGCCCUGUCUUUUCAAGUCUUCGUGAUGGCGAAAGAAGUGUGAAAAGAUAAUUAUUUCAAAUUAAAAGCAAUGGUAUCUCCAAAGGCGGUAUUGGGAAUUUGUGCGGGAGUAUCGGCAACCCUAUUCAUAGGUUACUGCAUAUACUUUGACAAACAAAGGCACAAUGAUCCCGACUUCAAGAAGAAACUACGCCAAAGACGCAGGGCAAAUAAGGCAGCUGCAUCAUCUGGUAAACGCACAAACACAGUCUUUCCGGAUAUGAAAGAUCAUGAGGCAGUACAAAGGUUCUUCCUGCAAGAGAUCCAACUUGGAGAGGAGCUACUGGCUGCAGGAGACCUUGAAAACGGCGUGGACCACUUGGGCAACGCUGUUGCAGUUUGUGGCCAGCCCAACGAUCUCCUCCAAGUCCUGCAGCAAACGCUACAACCUAAUGUGUUCCACCUCCUGAUACAGAGACUGCCUGCAGUUGCUCCGCGACUUAUGAAAGCACAAAACAGUACUUCGCUGCAAGAUGAUGAUGUAGAGUGAUGAUCAUAGUUGCCUUUACUAGUCAUGUUUGUUAGAACAUUAUUUCAUGUGCUUUGAUUCUCAAUAAUUUACCAAAUAAUAAAUAUCGAUUGAUUCAAUAAAGUAUGUUUUUUGUAUGUUGUGUAUUAUUGAUUUUUGAAUGGCCACAUUCACUUUUUAGGUGUGUAUAUAUAUUUUGUGAUUGUGCUAUUUGAUCAAUUAAAAGUUCAGGUUGUUGA